Nannospalax galili (Upper Galilee mountains blind mole rat) is the source of this 1961-nucleotide messenger RNA. RefSeq names its product short chain dehydrogenase/reductase family 42E, member 2 (gene Sdr42e2). The record is from RefSeq and is a predicted model, not a curated record. Gene Ontology annotation, biological process: steroid biosynthetic process. The transcript has 13 exons. The coding region runs from base 1 to 1815 and encodes 604 amino acids. Gene Ontology annotation, molecular function: 3-beta-hydroxy-Delta5-steroid dehydrogenase (NAD+) activity. Lineage: Eukaryota; Metazoa; Chordata; Mammalia; Rodentia; Spalacidae.
AUGACCACCACCAGCAACAGCAACAUCGGUCAGACUGGGGUGAGACCUGUUGCUUCAGAGCCUACUGCUGCUCCAGGACCAAGGCCAGGAGCUGGACCAUUACCUGGUCCAGGAGCUAGGUCUAGACCCAGGCCAGAAGCUGAGUCAGUACCUGGGUCAGUACCUCAGCCAGGAGCUGGGUCAGUAACUGGACCAGGAUCUGGGUCAGUAACUCAGCCAGGAGCUGAGUCAGUAAGUGGACCAAAAGCUGCAUCAUCACCUGGGCCGGGACCUGGUGCUAUUCCAGGACCUGGGCCAGUGCCUAGCACUGUUCCAGGUUCUGGGCCAGGGCCUGGUGCUGCUUCUAGGACUGGGGUGAGACCUGUUGCUUCAGAGCCUACUGCUGCUCCAGGACCAAGGCCAGGAGCUGGACCAUUACCUGGUCCAGGAGCUAGGUCUAGACCCAGGCCAGAAGCUGAGUCAGUACCUGGGUCAGUACCUCAGCCAGGAGCUGAGUCAGUAACUGGACCAAAAGCUGCAUCAUCACCUGGCCUAGAGCUAGCACCUGGGUCCAGACAGGGGUCUGAGACUGGUUCCAAACCCAGUGAAUCAGUGAUAACCCCAUCACCAACACUACAGCAGAAGAUUCGGGUCAAAUCCACACAGGCCCCCAGACAGAAGAUUCUGGUGACUGGAGGAGGAGGCUACCUCGGCUUUAGCCUGGGUUCUAGCCUGGCCAGAAGAGGCACGUCCGUCAUCUUACUUGACCUCCGCAGACCCCAGUGGCCACUACCUUCGGGGAUCGAGUUCAUCCAGGCUGAUGUCCGAGAUGAAGAAGCCCUGUACCAAGCCUUCAAAGGGGUAGACUGUGUCUUCCACGUGGCCUCCUAUGGCAUGUCUGGUGCUGAGAAGCUGCAAAAACAGCAGAUUGAGUCUAUAAAUGUUGGAGGCACCAAACUAGUGAUUAAUGUCUGUGUCCGCCAGCGGGUUCCAAGGCUCGUGUAUACCAGCACAGUCAAUGUGACAUUCGGCGGGAAGCCCAUAGAGCAGGGUGACGAGGACUCCGUGCCAUACUUCCCCCUGGAUAAGCAUAUGGACCACUAUUCCCGAACUAAAGCCAUUGCUGACCAGUUGACUCUCAUGGCCAAUGGGACACCUCUCCUGGGAGGAGGUACACUCCGCACCUGUGUGCUCAGGCCCCCAGGAAUCUACGGCCCUGAAGAACAGAGACACCUGCCCCGGGUGGCGAGCUACAUCAAGAGGAGGCUGUUCAUGUUCCGGUUUGGGGACCACCAGACACGCAUGAACUGGGUCCAUGUACAGAAUCUGGUGCAGGCACACGUGCUGGCAGCUGAGGCCCUCACCAUGGCCAAAGGCUAUGUGGCUAGUGGGCAAGCGUACUACAUCAAUGACGGGGAGAGCGUUAACCUCUUCGAGUGGAUGGCACCACUGUUUGAGAAGCUGGGGUACAGCCAACCCUGGAUCCAGGUGCCAACUUUCAGUGUUUAUCUGACAGCUGCAGUGAUGGAGUUCCUGCAUCUGACCCUGAGGCCCAUCUGUAGCAUCCCUCCACUGCUCACUAGAAGUGAGGUGCUCAGCGUGGCGGUGACGCACACCUUCCAGAUCACCAAGGCCCGAACUCAGCUGGGUUACGCGCCGGACAAGUUCAGCUUCGGCGACGCGGUGGAGCGAUACGUGCAGUCCCUGGCCCGGCAGCCCCGCGGCUCCAUGGCUCGGACGCUCCUGCGGCUGCUGCUCUUGCUGCUGCUGCUCCUCAGCCUGCUCGGACUGGCCGUGCACUUCCUAGGCCUGCAGCCUCUGCGGGCGGCGGUGUAGCACCUCUGACCGCUCCCAGCCUCCACGACCCCACCCCGCCCCCAUGUCUGGCUGGCUGAUUUGAGCACGCCACUGCGCCCUGACCCCGCCCUGGACACGCCCUGCCCCACCCUCGAGAUUGGGCACGCCCCUUGCUCCUCCCCCUG